AUGGGUAAAGAAUCUAAGGAAGCCAAGGGGGAAGAUAACUACGAUGUUAGAAUGCCAGCGGUUCUACCGUUUGCCAAACCAUUAGCCUCUAAAAAAUUGAACAAAAAACUAUUAAAGACAGUCAAGAAAGCUUCCAAAGCUAAGAAUGUUAAAAGAGGUGUCAAGGAAGUCGGUAAAGCUUUGAGAAAAGGUGAAAAAGGUUUAGUAAUCAUCGCCGGUGAUAUUUCUCCAGGUGAUGUCAUUUCUCAUUUACCAGUGCUUUGUGAAGACCAUUCCGUUCCAUAUAUCUUUGUUCCAUCCAAACAAGAUCUAGGUUCUGCUGGUGCCACCAAGAGACCUACUUCUGUUAUUUUCAUAGUUCCAGGAAGCAACAAGAAGAAGGAUGGCAAGGGCAAGGAAGAAGAAUACAAAGAAUCUUUCAACGAAGUCGUCAAAGAAGUUGAAGCUUUAUAG
Messenger RNA from Vanderwaltozyma polyspora DSM 70294, 453 nucleotides. It is a transcript of the gene NHP2, whose product is annotated as snoRNA-binding protein NHP2. Gene Ontology annotation, biological process: snRNA pseudouridine synthesis; rRNA pseudouridine synthesis; ribosome biogenesis. Bases 1 to 453 code for a protein of 150 amino acids. The transcript has a single exon. Gene Ontology annotation, molecular function: box H/ACA snoRNA binding. Lineage: Eukaryota; Fungi; Ascomycota; Saccharomycetes; Saccharomycetales; Saccharomycetaceae. Gene Ontology annotation, cellular component: box H/ACA snoRNP complex; nucleolus. The record is from RefSeq and is a predicted model, not a curated record.